AGUGUGUCAGUGUGUGUUCCACAUACUAAAAACAUAUAUGUACAACUUUGAAACUAGUAGCGGAGUAGAGGAAAGAGACAAACCGACACCGAAACUGUGUUAAUAAAUACCGCCGGCGUGCAAUGAGUACUAGUCCGAGGAGAUCAUCCCUAUUUAUAAAGCUCAAGUUGUCUACUAUUUCUGUGGCUUUUGUUUCUGCUUUAGCACUUGCAUUUGCGCUUCCAGAUCAACAGUUUAGAGGAGGUAGUGAAGUGAGCAGUGGACCUAAAGAGGAUAGUUUUGCUGAUAUGAUCGAUCGAGCUCUCGAAAAAGAGUUCGCUGAAAAUGAUCAAGGUUUCAAUUUACUCACACCUUUAUAUAAACUUGCUCACAGCGUUUUACAACCUAUAACUACUCACAGUGGAGAUAUGAGUUUAAACUCUGUAAAUCUUCAUUUUCUGCUUUCAGAUAGACUACUUUGUUUAUUGAUGCGACCUUGUCUAUAGUUUCAUUAAUUGCUGUAUCUAGUAAAAAUAAAUAAAUUAGUCCCUUCAUCCUAAUUUAUGUGGCAUAGUUCGGAUUUCGAGAGACAAAAGUUUAUUUUAACCGUGAAUUGGGGCAUGUAAUGUUCAAGUUUUUUAAAUACAAUUUACAUAUUUAGAAACUACGUAAAAAGUACUAUAAAUCACAAUAAUUGACAAUUUAAAAUAUAUGAAAAAAGAAAGACUAGUUUGAAUCUCGAAAACCGAAAGGUGCCACAUGAACGGAGGGAGUAAUAUGUAUGAAGAUCUGCUUUUGUAGUUGUCAUAUGCAAUUUUGGAAGGUUGGUAAAGUAGAAAAAAAAAUCAGCUAUUUACGGAUUGCGCGAUGUAUUUUUCUUAUUUAAUUGGCAGCUAAUGAUGCGGGAAGCUUCAAUAAUAGUGUGGCCGAGCAGCAGGAUGUAUGAAUUGCCAACUUACUAAAUAUAGAAAGAGGCACUUUCUUUGGGACAGACCAAAAGGAAAGUAAGACACUUGAAUUGGGAAGGAUGGAGUAUCUUAUAACUUGUAACAACUUAAUGAUGUCUUUUUUGCUGUUUACACUCAGGCGGUGUUGGAAACUGUGGCUAGAGUUAAGCCCAAGAAAAAUGACACGAAGAAAGAGGACAAGUACAUGCUUCGUUUAUUUUCACAAAUCCUUUCAACUUCAUCAUGUUUUCAAACUUGAUAAUGACCAUGGAGCAGAGGAAACCCCAACAUUAAUAGAUAGGAAGGACAAUGUCUUUAUCAUCUCUAAUUUCAAGUCCAAGUAUCCGGUUUUACAGUUAGACUUGAGGUUGAUAUCAGAUCUGGUAGUGGUCAUUGUCUCUGCAACAUGUGGUGGAAUUGCUUUUGCUUGUGCCGGUCAACCGGUUAUAACUGGAUACCUACUGGCAGGAUCUAUUGUUGGACCUGGAGGCUUUAAUUUUGUCAGUGAAAUGGUGCAAGUUGAGACAGUGGCUCAGUUCGGUGUAAUUUUUCUUCUUUUUGCUUUGGGGCUAGAGUUCUCAACCACAAAGCUUCGUAUUGUUCGAGCAGUUGCAGUUCUUGGAGGCCUACUUCAACUUCUUCUUUUUAUAUGUCUAUGUGGAAUUACAGCCUCGUUGUGUGGCGGUAAACCUUCAGAGGGUGUAUUCGUUGGAGCAUUUCUCUCAAUGUCUUCUACAGCAGUGGUGUUGAAGUUUUUGAUGGAAAAGAAUAGUACAAAUGCACUUCACGGCCAGGUUACAAUUGGCAUUCUUAUUUUGCAGGAUUGUGCUGUAGGUCUUCUGUUUGCUUUGCUUCCAAUCUUGGGAGGCACGUCCAAUGUUCUGCAAGGGUUAAUAUCCAUGACAAAGUCGUUGGUCAUGUUGCUCUUAUUUUUGGCUUUUCUGUCAAUAUUAUCACGGAAGUGUGUGCCAUGGUUCCUGAAGCUGAUGAUAAGCUUAUCGUCACAGACCAAUGAACUGUAUCAAUUGGCUUCAGUGGCAUUUUGCCUCCUUGUAGCUUGGUGUAGUGAUAAGCUAGGUCUAAGCUUAGAGUUGGGUUCAUUUGCUGCUGGAGUGAUGAUUUCAACAACUGAUCUUGCCCAACAUACUCUUGAACAAGUUGAACCCAUACGCAACUUCUUUGCGGCGCUUUUUCUUGCCAGUAUUGGGAUGCUCAUCCAUGUUCAUUUCCUCUGGAACCAUGUUGAUAUCCUACUCGCAUCAGUGAUAUUAGUGGUCAUUGUUAAAACUGCUGUGACUUCUGCAGUUGUUAAAGCCUUUGGCUACAACAACAAAACCUCACUGCUAGUUGGAAUGUCUUUAGCACAAAUAGGAGAAUUCGCUUUUGUUUUGCUCAGUCGUGCUUCUAAUGUUCAUCUGGUUGAGGGUAAAUUGUACCUGCUGCUUCUAGGGACAACAGCUCUCAGUCUGGUGACUACGCCAUUGCUUUUCAAGCUUAUACCUGCUGUAGUUCACCUUGGUGUGUUGCUUCGGUGGUUCCCACCUGAUAGUCCAAGUGAGUUUGGAUUCAAAAGUGACAACUUCCGGUCUGAUAGUGGUAAACAAAGGAUUGCACUGAUAUCCAAGGAUCUGAUUCAUGAAGGUUAAUUUGUGAGGAAGGUCUAGAUGACCUAUUUUACUUGGAAAAGUGUUUCCCACUUCACAGCCUGAAUGGUGCUACAGAGGUUGUGGACUCUGGCUAAUUCUUGCCUCUUCCUAAUGCGAGGGACUUGAUAUGUUUUUCUUGUUAUUUAUCUUGACCAAACUAGAGAAAGGCAAAGCUAUACGUGCCUCUAAAGCUGGGAGAGACCUGGAUACAGAGGUAUUCUAACUGCAAACACAACUAACAAGUCGGAGCAUCAUGUUCACCUAAGGUAAUAGAUAGUUUUCCAAGUUAUUUGAUUCUUUCUUAUUUGUUCCUUCUCAAUGUAAAAUAAUUUUGGUUUAUGAUGUAAUUGUAACUGCUAUAUGAAUUCUCACUCCUAUUUCAUUUAUGAUCCACAUGUAGUUUCCAGAAUGUAACAGUUCAUGUUUUUAUGUACGACGUCAAUUGUAUAGAAAAAGUCGUACCUUAAA
Lycium ferocissimum is the source of this 3040-nucleotide messenger RNA. Its product is annotated as K(+) efflux antiporter 4-like. The coding region runs from base 1007 to 2572 and encodes 521 amino acids. The transcript is spliced from 20 exons. The record is from RefSeq and is a predicted model, not a curated record. Gene Ontology annotation, cellular component: membrane. Lineage: Eukaryota; Viridiplantae; Streptophyta; Magnoliopsida; Solanales; Solanaceae. Gene Ontology annotation, biological process: proton transmembrane transport; potassium ion transmembrane transport. Gene Ontology annotation, molecular function: potassium:proton antiporter activity.